CUGCUCUUCACACUAACUUAAAAGACCGAUCCCCGCCCAACAUGCCUCCCUUUCGCUUGCAAAAUACCGUCGACAGGCUAGACAAGCCUUCCUCGUACGCAAUGAGCAAAUACAAAAAACAAGCACGCCGCCGACACGACGACCCCAGAGACCAACAGCCCGACCGCCAACCCUCCCCGGACCUCGAAGAUAAGCUGGCCGACGCGACAACGCUCUACGUCGGCAACCUCUCCUUCUACACCACGGAAGAGCAAAUCCACGAGCUCUUCUCCAAAUGCGGCGAGAUCAAGCGGCUCGUCAUGGGGCUGGACCGCUUCAACAAGACCCCCUGCGGCUUCUGCUUCGUCGAGUACUACUCGCACUCUGACGCGCUGGACUGCUUGAAGUACAUUGGGGGCACGAAGUUGGAUGAGCGCAUUAUUCGGACGGAUUUGGACGAGGGGUUCGCGGAGGGGAGGCAGUAUGGUCGGGGCAAGAGUGGAGGGCAGGUGAGGGAUGAGUAUCGUGAGGAGUUUGAUCCUGGUCGUGGAGGGUUUGGGAAGAGGUAUCAAGAGGAAGUGGGGUAUGCGGGAGAAUAUGGGCAGGGGAAUUGACGCGUGGGAGUGGAUCGUGUGGUUUAGCGUGGAGUUGGGGAGUGCAAUGGUUAUCUUUGAUUCCCCGCGGGGGG
Molecule: messenger RNA, 667 nt
Organism: Neohortaea acidophila
Lineage: Eukaryota; Fungi; Ascomycota; Dothideomycetes; Mycosphaerellales; Teratosphaeriaceae
Exons: 2
Coding region: 42-593 (183 amino acids)
Biological process (GO): mRNA cis splicing, via spliceosome
Cellular component (GO): nuclear cap binding complex
Molecular function (GO): RNA cap binding
Source: RefSeq, a predicted model, not a curated record